Amblyraja radiata (thorny skate) is the source of this 1622-nucleotide messenger RNA. Its product is annotated as bone morphogenetic protein 10-like. The transcript has 2 exons. Gene Ontology annotation, molecular function: cytokine activity; growth factor activity. Bases 74 to 1354 code for a protein of 426 amino acids. Gene Ontology annotation, cellular component: extracellular region. Gene Ontology annotation, biological process: BMP signaling pathway. The record is from RefSeq and is a predicted model, not a curated record. Lineage: Eukaryota; Metazoa; Chordata; Chondrichthyes; Rajiformes; Rajidae.
AAACACAGUCCAGAUUGUUUAGGGUCAGCAACAGCAGACGGGAAAACACACACACCCACAUACAGCAAUAAUAAUGUGUUCCCUGUCACUGCAGGUUUUUGCUUGCCUGUGCCUUUUGCUACCUUUGGCAGCCGGCAGUCCCAUCGACAACCGUGCAGGCGCGACCGAAGAAGAGAGCAGGUACGUGUUGGAAGACGAUAUUCAAGAGGAGGACUCCGUUGAUUUCAACACGCUGCUGGCGAGCAUGAAAGGAGAGUUUCUGAAGAGCCUGAAUCUAUCGGGAAGUCCACCCAUCGAUGCAGCGAAAGUGGAAGCACCCGAGUACAUGAUUGACCUCUACAACAGAUUCGCAAAUGAUAGGACCUCCAUGCCUUCCUCCAAUAUAGUCAGGAGCUUCAAGAACGAAGACACUUCAGUCUCCAACCAAACCAACGAUGUGAGGAUCCAUUCUCUCCUGUUCAACGUGUCUGUGCCUCGCCAUGAAGAAAUCACCAUGGCUGAACUACGGCUGUACACCUUGGUCGAUAGGGACAGGAGAAUAUAUGAAGGUGUGGACAGGAAAGUCACCAUCUACGAAGUGAGUGAAGGGGAGGUUGAGGGGGACACCGGCGAAGAGCAUCAAGGAAAAGUACAAUUGGCAAAAAGACAGAUUUAUGGCAGAGACAGUGGCUGGGAGACCUUUGAUGUGACGGAAGCUAUCUUGAGAUGGUCAAAGUCUGAGCAGACCACUCACAGACUUGAGGUGCACAUUGAAAACAUGGAAGAGGAAGAGCAUGAAGAUGGAGAUCUUGAUAUCGACAUGAAACCCGAGACCAAGCACGUGCCAUUACUAAUAGUGUUCUCUGAUGAUAGAAACAGCAUUAAGAAGGAGGCCAUCGAAGAACUGGAGCAGAUGAUUGACCACGAGCAAGACGUGGUGUUUCAGAGCUUGGAGAACGGGAAUCUUGGCGCCGACUUGAACGAGGAAGCCAUGUUGCAAAGACGGUCAAACAUGCUCUACGAUACCUCCUCGAGGAUCAGAAGGAAUGCCAGGGGGAAUUACUGCAAGAGGAGUCCCCUCUACGUGGAGUUUAAAGACAUCGGGUGGGAUUCCUGGAUCAUAGCCCCAACCGGAUACGAGGCUUACGAAUGCAAAGGCUCUUGCUACUAUCCAUUGACUGAGCAUGUCACACCAACUAAGCAUGCCAUUGUGCAGACUCUGGUGAAUAUUCGCAACCCUAAAAUGGCAGCUAAAGCCUCUUGUGUUCCCUCAAAAUUGGACCCCAUCUCAAUCCUCUAUCUAGAUGAUGCAGGUGUGGUCACGUACAAGUUCAAAUAUGAAGGUAUGGUGGUGGCAGAAUGUGGCUGCAGAUAGUCCAGAAGGGCAACCAGAAAAAUAACUCUAAUAUAUGUCAAUUUCAAAGUAUUUAAUGAAUAAGAUUGUAAAUGUGUACAUCUCGUGCUGCCUAUUUAAGAAGUUUAUUUAAGGAUGUACAGCUGGAUUUCUAGAUUUAUAAAGAGUGCUGUUGCUGGAAAAAAAAAAUGACUGUGUUUAUAAAGUCACAGAAGCUAGCUUCACUGAGAACAUGCUCCCGAUAACCUUACAUAGAAACAGGAAGAGUGUCGGAGCAUCAGUCAGUAAC